Messenger RNA from Phalaenopsis equestris, 1165 nucleotides. RefSeq names its product WAT1-related protein At1g44800-like. The record is from RefSeq and is a predicted model, not a curated record. Lineage: Eukaryota; Viridiplantae; Streptophyta; Magnoliopsida; Asparagales; Orchidaceae. Gene Ontology annotation, molecular function: transmembrane transporter activity. The transcript is spliced from 7 exons. Gene Ontology annotation, cellular component: plasma membrane. The coding region runs from base 1 to 1125 and encodes 374 amino acids.
AUGUAUCAGAAGGUGAAGCCUUAUGCUGCCAUGGUGCUUCAGCAGUUGAGCUUUGCGGGUAUGUCGAUUGUAUUUUUGGCGGUUCUUAAGAAUGGGAUGAGCCAGACUGUGCUGUUUGCAUACCGUAAUAUCGUUGCUGCCAUUUUUAUUGCUCCGUUCGCGCUCUAUUUUGAGAGGGGAAGGAGGCCUAGGAUGACACGGCACAUUUUCAUGAAGAUAACAGCACUUGGGUUGUUACAGGGUGUGCUUGAUCAGAACUUAUUAUUCAUGGGAGCCAAGUUGACAUCCGCAGGUUAUGCUUCUGCUCUCAAAAAUCUAAUCCCACCAAUUACUUUCGUUUUAUCACUGGCGCUCAGAGUUGAGAAACUGAACAUAUAUCAGAGACAUGGCAAAGCUAAGGUCAUUGGAAUUCUAUUAGCCUUGGCUGGUUCACUCCUCAUGGUUCUAUACAAAGGACCGGCCGCAGAGUUCCCACGGUACAAAGGGCGAGAACAUCAUUCUGCAGUUAAUUCCAAUGGUAAUGAUAAAGAAGGGUUGAAUUGGAUUAUGGGAACAUUAAUGAUAAUAACGAGUAGCACCAGUUGGUGCAUCUUCCUAAUACUGCAGUCGAAUACAUUAAAAUCAUAUGAGGCUAAAUUUAGUCUCACCACCUUGAUUUGUUCCAUGGGUGCUGUAAUGAACACUGUACUUGCCCUAGUUUUGGAGCAUGGAUCCCAAUCAUGGAUUAUAAAGUGGGACAUGAGGCUCUUUGCCAUCAUAUAUUCAGGCGUGGUAUGUACUGGGGUUACUAAUUAUUUGUUGGAGCUGGUUUUGAAGGACAAAGGACCAGUUUUUGCCGGAGCCUUCACUCCACUUUGUAUGAUUGUUACUGCUGUCUUGGGCUCUAUCAUUCUUGCAGAGAAAAUACAUCUUGGAAUGAUUAUUGGGGCAAUAAUUAUAACAGCCGGCCUCUAUUCCCUUCUUUGGGGCAAGAGCAAGGAUUACACAACUCAAUCAGAAGAUGAUCAAAGCAGGGACUAUUUCUUGAAUACAGAUUUAUCUAUGGCUGAACACAGCAUUACAAAACAAAAUUCUAUACCCAUUGAUCAUGACACGACAAAAGAAAAGUCAAUGACCAUGCCUUGAUCAUUUCUUUUGCACAAAACAUAAACAGUCGACAACCACA